AUGUGCGGCCGAACUGCUUGUAACUUGAGAUGUGAAACUUAUUGCAAAGCAACGAGCUAUAAAAAACGUAAAGACACAUUGUAUUGUCAACCAGAAUGGCACGAUGAAAUGAAUGGUAACUUUGAAUUUAAGCAGUCCAACAACAUAGCGCCUACUGAUGUAACUCCUAUUCUUGUUUCCGGCGAAGAAUUUGUAGGCUACCCAUCUAGAAUAUUGACACCUAUGAUAUGGGGUAUGAUACCUCCCUGGCAUAAGGGAAACUUUAACAAUCAUGGAUUAAGCACAAACAAUUGUCGAAUAGAAAAUGUAACAAAUUCAAAACUGUACAGUGAACCGUUGACUAAAGGAAAACGAUGUAUUGUAAUUUGUGAAGGUUUCUACGAAUGGAAAACUACAGAAGGAGUUGGAAAGAAAAAGCCUUACUUUAUACACAUGCCCCAAAAAAAUGGAGUUUCAGUUUAUGAUACAAAUGCUUGGGAAUCGGCUCAAUGGACAGAGCAAUCUGGUUGGAAUGGACCAUCUUUACUUCAAUUAGCUGGUAUUUACAAUAAAUGGAAGUCACCCAAUGGAGAAGUUUAUAGCUACUCAGUUAUAACAAUGGAAUCGAGCAAGACAUUUUCUCAACUUCAUCACAGAAUUCCUGCAGUCUUAGAUAAUGAACAGCUUAUAGAGGAUUGGUUAGAUACCAGAAGGGUGUCUGAAAGUCGAGCCAUCUCUAUGCUUCGCCCUAUUGAUAAUCUGAUGUGGUAUGAAGUGUCAAGCAUAGUUAACAACUCACGUAACAAAAGCGAGGAUUGCAAUAAGCCAAUAUCUAAAAUAGUUAACAAAAGCAGCACUUUUAUGACAUCUUGGUUAGCAGGAAAAAAUAAAAAAACUGAUAGUAGUGAUGAAGAUCAAAUGAAGAAAAAACAAAAAAACUAA
This is a messenger RNA of Macrosiphum euphorbiae (potato aphid), 921 nucleotides long. NCBI's taxonomy places the organism in Eukaryota, Metazoa, Arthropoda, Insecta, Hemiptera, Aphididae. The record is from the annotation of a GenBank genome assembly.